Molecule: messenger RNA, 2867 nt
Organism: Drosophila gunungcola (fruit fly)
Lineage: Eukaryota; Metazoa; Arthropoda; Insecta; Diptera; Drosophilidae
Gene: Ir21a
Product: ionotropic receptor 21a
Exons: 5
Coding region: 95-2713 (872 amino acids)
Cellular component (GO): membrane
Molecular function (GO): ligand-gated monoatomic ion channel activity
Source: RefSeq, a predicted model, not a curated record
CGUUUACAACAAUAUUAAACACUAUGUAAUUUGAUGAGGUGAUGAACCCUUGCGUGCAAGCUGGCGAGUUGUAUAAAGGUAUAAAAAGAGGCAUAUGUGCACAACUGGAAUCACAACGAGUUUAGCACUUGUACUUGACAUGUGGGAUGCUUGCAUUGUACUGUACCUUUUGACUACCCACUGGCUUGCUAUUGAAGCGGGUUACGAAUAUGGUUAUCCAGAAAAGUGUGUUAGCAGACGGCUCAUCAAUCGUUAUCAUUUGAACGAAGAAAUCUAUGGACAGGGAAGUUGCGUCGGUAAAAAUGCAAAUCAAUUACGCCAAAAACGACGUGUUGACCCCACAUUCCAUGGCAAUCCAAAGCCACGAGGAGAGCAAUUGGCCAAUAAGUUUCACAUAAACUCUUACAACUUUGAUCAGACUUACUCUUUGGUGGGACUGGUUAACAAAAUUGCAUUAGAGUACCUAAAUAAAUGCCCGCCGGUCAUAUAUUAUGACAGUUUUGUGGAAAAAUCCGAUGGACUGAUUCUUGAAAAUUUGUUUAAGACUAUACCUAUUACUUUUUACCAUGGCGAAAUUAAUGGUGACUAUGAAGCUAAAAAUCCCCGUUUUACAAGCCAUAUUGAUAGCAAUUGCAAAAGUUACAUUCUGUUCCUUUCGGACCCUCUGAUGACGCGAAAGAUUCUCGGUCCUCAAACGGAAAGUCGUGUGGUGCUUGUCUCAAGAUCCACACAAUGGAGACUCCGAGAUUUUUUAUCAUCGGAACUAUCCUCAAACAUAGUAAAUUUACUCGUUAUCGGAGAGUCACUAAUGGCUGACCCAAUGCGCGAGCGCCCAUACGUUCUCUACACCCACAAGCUUUACGCAGAUGGCCUUGGCUCGAAUACUCCCUUAGUGCUCACCAGCUGGAUAAAGGGCGCUCUGUCGCGACCGCAUAUCAAUCUUUUUCCACCAAAGUUUCAAUUUGGUUUUGCGGGCCACAGGUUUCAAAUUUCGGCAGCCAAUCAGCCGCCAUUUAUCUUCCGCAUUCGGACUUUGGAUUCCUCUGGAAUGGGCCAGUUGCGCUGGGACGGAAUAGAAUUCCGACUGCUGGAAAUGAUAUCGAAGCGAUUGAACUUUUCGGUGGACAUCACUGACAUCACAUCAACGCAGGCCCUUACGCGCGGAGUUGUCGAUACCAUCCAAAAACAGAUUGUGGAGAGGACAGUAGACAUAGGGAUGUCCGGUAUUUACAUCACAGAAGAGCGACUGCGGAAAUCGGACAUGUCGGUGGGACACUCUCGAGAUUGUGCCGCCUUUAUUACACUGGCCUCGAAGGCACUGCCCAAGUACAGAGCUAUUAUGGGUCCAUUCCAGUGGCCCGUCUGGGUGGCUCUGAUUUGCGUGUAUCUGGGAGGGAUAUUUCCGAUCGUUUUCACUGACCGUUUGACACUUAGCCAUUUGAUGGGUAACUGGGGAGAGGUAGAGAACAUGUUUUGGUAUGUGUUUGGCAUGUUCACAAACGCUUUUACCUUCACCGGAAAAUAUUCGUGGAGCAACACGCAAAAAAUUUCCACGCGCCUUCUGAUUGGAGCUUAUUGGCUCUUUACAAUUAUUAUUACAUCAUGCUACACAGGUUCGAUUAUUGCAUUCGUAACGUUGCCAGCGUUUCCCGACACCGUGGACUCUGUACUGGACUUGCUGGGCUUGUUCUUUCGCGUAGGAACACUGAACAAUGGUGGCUGGGAGACCUGGUUCCAGAACUCGACCCACAUUCCGACGUCUAGGCUAUACAAGAAAAUGGAGUUUGUCGGAACACUAGAAGAGGGCAUCGGCAACGUUACACAAAGCUUCUUUUGGAACUACGCCUUUUUGGGUUCUAAGGCUCAGCUUGAGUACCUGGUGCAGUCAAAUUUUUCAGAUGAAAAUAUUUCGCGACGAUCAGCGCUUCAUUUGAGUGAAGAGUGUUUUGCCCUUUUUCAAAUAGGCUUUCUCUUUCCCCAAGAGUCCGUGUAUAAGCGCAAGAUCGACUCGAUGAUCCUGCUGUCCCAGCAAAGCGGUCUUAUUGCUAAAAUCAAUAACGAGGUUAGCUGGGUUAUGCAACGUUCGUCAUCAGGUCGCCUUUUGCAGGCCAGUUCUUCGAAUUCACUGCGAGAAAUAAUCCAGGAGGAGCGCCAACUAACCACGGCGGACACAGAAGGCAUGUUCCUGCUCUUGGCGCUUGGUUACUUCCUGGGCGCCACUGCUUUAGUGUCCGAAAUCGUGGGCGGCAUUACAAACAAAUGUCGUCAAAUAAUCAAGCGCUCUCGGAAGUCGGCGACCAGCUCUUGGUCCUCCCGCCACAGCUCGGCGGCAAGUGGGAUGGCACAGCGAACGCAGGCCGAGCAAUUGGCGCAUGAUGAACGUAAAGCGACUAGACGCGAAACCGCUGAGGAUGCCCAGAAAAUGAGUUUUGGAAUGCGGGAGUUCAAUCUCACCCGCACAACGCUCCGCGAGUUGUACGGAAGCAGGGCUGAUCAGUGCUCUGGCCGGCAGGUUGCCGACCAUGCACAGUUGGGUUCCAACGUCGAAAAAUACAAUUACUUAGAAAACGAAGAGCCCCGGGAAGCAAUUAUAUCUCUGGAGCGCUUAGACGACUUCAUGGCCCAAUUCGAAAGUGAUCCUUUACAGGAAUACAGUCCCGACGAAUUGUUUGGGCCUAACCCGGAACACGGGGCAAAGCCUGAAAAUAAUUAAGAAUAUCAUGACAAAUUUGUUAAAAUAUUACAGAUCAUAUAAGAAAGGAAACGGUGAAAAUUUAAGCCCAGUUUAGCUUCUAUUACCGUCAUAAAAUUUACAUAUUUCAAUUUGGGAAAAAACCGAAAACAAACGCACACAAAAUAAAAUCAAA